AUGGGUCGUGUUAUUAGAGCACAAAGAAAGAGCGGAGGAAUUUUCCAAGCUCACACUCGCCUUCGUAAGGGAGCCGCUCAGCUCCGUACUUUGGACUUUGCUGAGCGUCACGGAUACAUCCGUGGUGUCGUCCAAAAGAUCAUUCAUGACCCUGGUCGUGGUGCUCCUUUGGCUAGAGUUGCUUUCCGCAACCCUUACCACUACCGUACUGAUGUCGAGACCUUCGUUGCUACUGAAGGUAUGUACACUGGUCAAUUCAUCUACUGUGGUAAGAACGCUGCUUUAACCGUUGGUAACGUUUUGCCCGUCGGUGAGAUGCCUGAAGGUACCAUUGCCUCCAACGUCGAAGAAAAGUCUGGUGACCGUGGUGCUUUGGGUCGUUCCUCUGGUAACUAUGUCAUCAUUGUUGGCCACGACGUUGACACUGGCAAGACCCGUGUCAAGUUGCCCUCUGGUUCUAAGAAGGUUGUCCCUUCUGCCGCUCGUGGUGUCGUCGGUAUCAUUGCCGGUGGUGGUCGUGUCGACAAGCCCUUGCUUAAGGCCGGUCGUGCUUAUCACAAGUACAAGGUCAAGCGCAACUGCUGGCCCAAGACUCGUGGUGUUGCUAUGAACCCCGUCGAUCACCCUCAUGGUGGUGGUAACCAUCAACACGUUGGUCACUCUACCACUGUUCCCCGUGGAUCCAACGCUGCUUUAACCGUUGGUAACGUUUUGCCCGUCGGUGAGAUGCCUGAAGGUACCAUUGCCUCCAACGUCGAAGAAAAGUCUGGUGACCGUGGUGCUUUGGGUCGUUCCUCUGGUAACUAUGUCAUCAUUGUUGGCCACGACGUUGACACUGGCAAGACCCGUGUCAAGUUGCCCUCUGGUUCUAAGAAGGUUGUCCCUUCUGCCGCUCGUGGUGUCGUCGGUAUCAUUGCCGGUGGUGGUCGUGUCGACAAGCCCUUGCUUAAGGCCGGUCGUGCUUAUCACAAGUACAAGGUCAAGCGCAACUGCUGGCCCAAGACUCGUGGUGUUGCUAUGAACCCCGUCGAUCACCCUCAUGGUGGUGGUAACCAUCAACACGUUGGUCACUCUACCACUGUUCCCCGUGGAUCCGUUCCUGGUCAAAAGGCUGGUCUUAUUGCUGCCCGCAGAACUGGUCUCUUGCGUGGUGCUGCCGCUGUCGAAAAUUAG
Schizosaccharomyces cryophilus OY26 is the source of this 1173-nucleotide messenger RNA. Its product is annotated as 60s ribosomal protein k5. Gene Ontology annotation, cellular component: cytosolic large ribosomal subunit; ribosome. Gene Ontology annotation, biological process: cytoplasmic translation. Bases 1 to 1173 code for a protein of 390 amino acids. The record is from RefSeq and is a predicted model, not a curated record. Gene Ontology annotation, molecular function: structural constituent of ribosome; RNA binding. The transcript has 2 exons. NCBI's taxonomy places the organism in Eukaryota, Fungi, Ascomycota, Schizosaccharomycetes, Schizosaccharomycetales, Schizosaccharomycetaceae.